Molecule: messenger RNA, 1902 nt
Organism: Dendronephthya gigantea
Lineage: Eukaryota; Metazoa; Cnidaria; Anthozoa; Malacalcyonacea; Nephtheidae
Exons: 1
Coding region: 1-1902 (633 amino acids)
Biological process (GO): DNA integration
Molecular function (GO): nucleic acid binding
Source: RefSeq, a predicted model, not a curated record
AUGGAUUUCCGAUCACGGUUGUCCAGUGCACGUGUUGGCUUGACAGCACAGUUGCGCUACACUGGAUCAACGGCGGGGAGAAUACAAACAAUUUGUUGCCAACGAAUCCAGAAAAUUAAGUCGAACAGCGGUAUCCAAUGGCGUCAUGUACCAACCGACCAAAACCCAGCUGACCUGGGAAGUAGAGGGGGUUCUGUAGUGAACAAACAAUUGUGGUGGAACGGUCCAGCAUGGCUCAGCACUCCAGAGAGUUGGCCCGCAGACAUAACCACUACCCCGUCCAAGGAAAGCAACGCCGAAGCGAAGAUGGUUAAACAGGUACUGGCAGUAUCGUUGGAGAGCAUCAACGAGCUAGACGAGAUGCUUAUGAAAUACAACUUGUGGAAAAUGUUGAGAAUCUGUGCAUGGGUAGCAAGAUUUGCUUUCAACUGCCGUCAACCCAGACAAAAGCUAAAAGGACCAUUAACGACAGACGAGAUCGAGAAGCAGAAAUUAUUCUGGAUCAAACGUGCCCAAACCAGCGCAACGUACGAAGAGGAACGAUCGGCAUUGAAUCUGAAGCCAAACGAACUCGGAGUUUUGGUAUGCCGAGGAAGAAUCCAAGGAAAUUAUCCCAUAUUCCUACCAGACACACAUCCCUUCACAGCAAAGUUGGUGGAUCAAGCUCAUAUACGCACUCUGCAUGGAGGAGUAGGAAUGACGAUGGCUUACAUUCGUGAGAAGUACUGGAUCCCGAGGCUUCGCAGACUCGCUUGGAAAGCGAUCAAGAAAUGCUACGGUUGCCGCAGAUUCCACGCAAAAGCCCUAGAGCAACCUGUACCUGGUCUGCUCCCACGUAAUCGAACGGAAGGCAGUCGCCCAUUCCAAACCAUAGGAGUAGACUUCGCGGGACCACUAAGGUACAAGAAAGGAAACAAGACCGAAGGGAAAGCGUACAUCGUGCUGUACGCUUGCAAUUUGACAAGGGCGAUCUACGUCGAGUUAUUGGCCAGCCUAUCGACCGAAGAGUUCAUAAGAAGUCUGAAAGGAUUCAUCGCCAGGAAAGGGAGACCAGAAAAAAUCUAUUCAGACAACGGCAAAACCUUUGUCGCGGCAGCAAAGUGGUUGAACGUGGUGCAAAGGGACGAAAAGCUCCAAAACUUUUUGGCUAUCAAAGAGAUACGUUGGCAGUUCAACCUUAGUCGAGCGCCGUGGUGGGGUGGCCAGUUUGAGCGCUUGAUCGGGCUUGUCAAACGAGCAUUACAGAAAACAAUUGGCGGUGGAUGUUUGCGAUGGAACGAAAUGCAGGAAGUACUUCUAGAUGUAGAAGUCGCUGUAAACAGUCGACCACUGAGCUACGUCGAGGAAGACCAUCAAAUGCCAACUCUGACGCCAAACGCUAUGAUGUUCGUCGGCUCUAAUACCUUGCCAGAGUUAGAGGCCCAUCAUCUCGAAAAACCUGACCUACGGAAAAGGGCAAGAUUUUUAUCGAGAUGCAAAGAUGCUGUUUGGCGACGAUGGACAUCAGAAUACCUACGGGCGUUACGGGAAAGACAUAACCAGGCUCAAGGGACUAAAACGUUGAACCUGAAGAUCGGGGAUGUGGUGAUCAUCAAAUCGAACGAGAAGAAUCGAGCGAAGUGGAAAUUAGGAAUUGUUGACGAGCUUUUCAAGGGACGCGACGAUGUGGUGAGGGCAGUAAAACUUCGGGCUGGGAACAAUUUCCUAGAAAGACCACCUACACAUCUGUACCCCUUGGAACUAUCGUGCGACCGAAAAGCGAAGGUAACUAAACAAUCACUGAACGCAGAUGCUGCAACAUUCAGACCCAAGAGAGACGCUGCAGUGGCAGCGAGACAACGCAUCCAAGAUGUCAUAAACUCUCAGAGUUAUGCAUGGUGGACAUCCGUUAGUGAACCAUAA